AUGAAUCUCCUCAAUAGGCACUUCGGUGUUGCCAUUUUCGCGUUCCUUCUGAGUCUACUCUUUACAAACGGUUCAUGGGCAAGAAUCCAUCCAUCGAAUAAAGAGAAGCAAUUAUCUCAUGUGUCCGGGCUUGACUCAACUCAGCCCCAUGCCUUAGCCAAGCGUGCAAUUACCGAGGCGGCAUAUGAUGAAUACCAAAACAGAGGCAUACAGUUGAGCUGUGUCUGUUCAGUCUCAGACACGACCGCGUACGAUCUGUUUUUUAAACCUAUAGACUCGGACGCUACUGGCAGUUUGGCAGCAGAAUAUACGACCGUCAUUGAACUGAUCGUUGCCGGAUGGGAAAUCAACACAACCCCUAUAGACACUCUCGCGGGCAACCUUCCCAAUUAUCUGGGUAGCGAGGUGUUGACGAUGACUGGUCUGAAUCUUGCCAAUAAUGUGGUCAUAGACUGGCAGUGGGUGGUGGAGGGAGAAAAUGGAAUUGAUACUACGUCCAAUUAUCAAUGCUGGUUCAAUGUUGCGGCUGGCGCGAUCUUCGUUGACCUAGCUUGGGGUCCUGCUUUCAAAAAAGCUGAAGCGGGUGAUAAUUGGCCUGACGACGUCGCUCUUCCCGCUAUUUCACAGCUGUCGGAUGUGAUGUGGAUCGAAUGGGCGGACCAAGCGGGUGAUUCAGCCGCGAAUCUCAAGUAUGUCUUUCAAAUGGAUAUUGUGAACUUUGACACGAGAGGUGUCAUCAACACAGCCAUGGGAUCAACUACCUGGACUGAGUUUCGAGAAUUUACUCAGGAUGACACAAGGUUUUAUGCGCUGCUUGAGGCUCCCAAUGGAGUUGCCCAGUCGUGGAUCCUCGCCAACCACCAAGCGACGUUAGGCAUCAAGACCGUUUCCAAAAUCAGGGUCCGGUUAAGCUCGACAUUCCAGGAAAACCAGUCAGUUCCAAACGAUGAAGUAGGAGUUCUCGUCGUCACAACAAAUGCCCAAGGCGAAGAGGAAGUAGCAAAUGGAGGGAACAAUUCGUUGUGCUGGGUUGAGGGUGAAUUUAUCGUGACGGAUGACGAUUCGGAUGACGCCGUGGAUGCUAUGGACACAUCCGAUUAG
Penicillium malachiteum is the source of this 1101-nucleotide messenger RNA. RefSeq lists its product as uncharacterized. The record is from RefSeq and is a predicted model, not a curated record. The transcript is spliced from 3 exons. The coding region runs from base 1 to 1101 and encodes 366 amino acids. NCBI's taxonomy places the organism in Eukaryota, Fungi, Ascomycota, Eurotiomycetes, Eurotiales, Aspergillaceae.